Messenger RNA from Synchiropus splendidus (mandarinfish), 4922 nucleotides. RefSeq names its product phosphate regulating endopeptidase homolog, X-linked (gene phex). Gene Ontology annotation, biological process: protein processing. Gene Ontology annotation, cellular component: plasma membrane. The transcript has 22 exons. Bases 210 to 2447 code for a protein of 745 amino acids. The record is from RefSeq and is a predicted model, not a curated record. Lineage: Eukaryota; Metazoa; Chordata; Actinopteri; Syngnathiformes; Callionymidae. Gene Ontology annotation, molecular function: metalloendopeptidase activity.
GGGAGGAAGGAACAGUUUGAAGAGCCAGGAGGAAGUUAGUGGAGCAGCUCAUAGAUGAGACAGAGGGAGGUUGGGAAGUGGAGGGUUAGAUCUGUUUCUGUUAAAGAAGCAAAACUUUUUUUUUUCUUUGGCAUUUUAAAUAUGAUUUUUUAGUUUUUUUCCUUCAUUUCUUUUGUUUUCAUCUAUUUAGACGUGGUUGAGAGGCCGUCAUGGAGCUGGAGCGUCUGGGAGGCACCGGGGUCAAACCUGAGCAGGGACCCAGCCGAGUGUACAAGAUCGCCUUGGCCAUGUGUGCGUGUCUGUGUGCGGCGCUGCUGCUCGCCCUCAUCCUGGUUGCCCAAAAAUCCAACCAGGAGGAGUUCUGCUUGACUCCAGAGUGCAUCGAGGCCGCCGGUUCCAUCCUGAGUAAAAUGGACGAGACUGUGGACCCCUGUGAGGACUUCUAUGGCUUCGCCUGUGGGGGGUGGCUGAAGGACAACCAGAUCCCUGAAGAGUCCUCAUCGUACGGAAUCUACCCCUGGCUGCGGCAACAAGUCGACCUCCGCCUCAAAGAGUUAAUGGAAGCUCCAUCGGAACCAGGCGAGCUGGAGGCCGUGACCAAAUCCAAGGUUCUGUACAGAUCGUGCAUGAACGAGACUCUUCUGGAGAAGCUGGACUCCGCUCCCAUGCUGAAGACUCUGAGGGAGCCUGAGUUCCGCUGGCCAGUGGUGGGUGAGGGUCUGGGGGGCGAGUACACGUGGUCGGAAGAUCAGUGGAGCCUCCUGAAGACCCUGGCUGAGAUGAGAAACCAGCACAGCAAGAGUGUCCUGGUCCGACUCUACGUCUCUCCGGACGACAAGAACUCCUCCAACUACAUCAUCAAGCUGGACCAGGCCUCCCUGUCUCUGCCCUCCAGAGAAGACUACAUCAGCAACACCUCGUCUGCAGAGGCGUACCGCGCCGCCUUGCUGAGCCUGAUGGUGGACACGGCCGUCAUGCUGGGUGCUCCGGAGAAGGCAGCUCUGACCCAGAUGGAGAAGGCUCUUGCCUUCGAGACCAAGAUCGCUCAUUUUCUGGUGCCGUAUGAAAACCGCACCAGCGAGAACAUGUACAACAGCUACACUCUGUCCCGCCUGCAGCGCUCCAUACCUCAGUUUGACUGGCUGGGUUUCGUGAAGUCUGUGGUGGAGUCGAAAAGCGACGCCGCUCGCUCCAUCUCCUCCUCUGAAGUCGUCAUCGUCCGCGUACCGCAGUACUUCAAAGACCUCUUCAAGCUCAUUAAUGCCACGGAGCCCAGGACUGUUGCCAACUACGUCCAGUGGAGAUCCGUCUUCUCCAGGAUCACCACCCUCAGCCGCCGCUUCCUCUACAGAUACCUGGACUUUGCGCGGGUCACCACGGGAACCACCUCGCUCACCCCGCGCUGGGACAAGUGCGUGAACUACGUGGAGAACUCGCUGAUGUACGCCACCGGCCGCCUCUUCGUGGACACGCACUUCCAGGAGGACAAGAAACACAUGAUGGAGGAGCUGAUUCAGGGCGUCCGCUGGGCUUUCAUCGACAUGCUGGAGAAGGAGAACGAGUGGAUGGAUGAACCCACGAAAAAGAAAGCCGUAGAAAAGGCUCACGCCGUCCUGCCCAAAGUGGGGUACCCGGAGUUCAUCCUCAACGACACCUUCCUCAACGAAGACUUGAAGCAGCUGCAGUUCAGCGAAGACGACUAUUUUGGGAACGUGAUGCAGAGCUUAAAAUUCGUGGCGCAGUGGGACCUGUCCUGGCUCAGGAAAAGCGUCCCACGGACGGAGUGGUUCACGAACCCCACCACUGUCAACGCCUUCUACAGCUCGUCGACCAAUCAGAUUCGAUUCCCUGCAGGAGAGCUUCAGAAACCCUUCUUUUGGGGGAAAGAGUAUCCAAGAGCCAUGAGUUACGGGGCCAUCGGGGUGAUCGUUGGCCACGAACUGACCCACGGCUUUGACAGCAACGGCCGCAAGUACGACAAGAACGGCAACCUGGGCCCGUGGUGGAGCAACGCCUCCGUCACCGCCUUCAACGACAAAGCCCAGUGCAUGAUCGACCAGUACAGCAGCUACUACUGGGAGGAGGCGGGGCUUAAUGUGAGAGGGAAGAGGACCCUCGCCGAAAACAUUGCAGACAACGGAGGAGUGAGGGAGGCGUUCAGGGCGUACAGGAAGUGGGUGGAGGAGAGCAGAGGGGGGGCGGAGGAGCCGCGGCUGCCUGGAGUUGGACUCAACAAUAACCAGCUGUUCUUCCUGAGCUACGCACAUGUGAGGUGCAACGCGUACAGACCUGAAGCAGCCAGGGACCAGAUCCAGAGUGGAGCCCACAGUCCCCCGAGAUACAGGGUCAUCGGAGCCAUGAGUAACUACGAGGAGUUCGCCCGAGUCUUCAGCUGCCCGGAGUCGUCUGUGAUGAACAGAGGUGCCCAGUCCUGCCGGGUGUGGUGAUCCGGUGACCUCAGCCACAUUCCAAAACUGGCCCGGGCCCAUCAGCGUGGAAGACUGAGCCGGAUUGAGCUGACUUGAACGAGUCUGGGCGGCUGUUUUUGUGGACCAGCAGCGCCUCACGAGUCCACAGCCUGAAGAGGCUGCGCUGUAACUGGAUGUUGAAUAUUUGCUGAGUCACCGUUUAUGAGCCAGAGCGCUGACAUGUUUAUCUUUUGGAAAUCGGUUGUGCGAUGACUUUUAUAGCCCGCCGGCGCUAACCCGAGUUCUGUCUGUUGGGGUUUCCUCCGAGCGCUCCUAUUUCCUCCCCAAAACAAAUCCAUGACUCUAAAUUGGUAUAAAUGCGAGCUGUCUAUCAAUGUGUCCCCGCCCACAGUAGCUGGGGCAGACUCCGCCCACUCGAGCAGCGGCGGUUAGAACAGGAAAAAUAACAAGUCGCCAGAAGAUCAACACUUUGGUGUCAAAAACAAUCAGCUAACUGAUGUGUGUCGCACUAAAAUCUAACGCAUGUACGUGUGUCCUUUUGAGGUGAAGAUGGUCUUUGCAUGAGUUUAAUGUUGUUUCCCUUUUGUCUGUAUAAUUAGCGUCUUUUCAAUUUAUGAUUUAGGAAAUGAAAAAAGCUAAACAUGUUGGAAACAUUUCUUGAAUGUAGCCAUGACGAUCCUGUUGAGCUAUGUUCAGGAUGAUCUGUUGAUGAACGACAUGCGCACAAAACUCGACAAGAAGUGUCAAUAUGUCUUCCUCUUACUCGUUUCAUUUGGGUUUUUUGUAUUUUUGAGAUGAAAGUUGUUUUUUUUUUGUUUUUUUUACUGAAGUAAAGACAGAACCACAGCGCGCGGCUCAUUUGUUAAUGUUCGACUGUAAGUUUUCUUUUGUGUUGUGUCUGUAAAAGUGUUUCCUGCAGCGCGUGUGACUCGAAAUCCUGACUUGAAAGAGGACUUGUCCAUGAACGUGAAGACUGCCAUGGUAAGUUUUCCACACAAAUCGUUGUUGUUCGUCCAGCGCUGUCAGGUGAUUUCCAUCGAUCGAUUCUACUGCGGCCCACUUUUCAAGUGAAAUCCUCGCUGCAGUUUUAUCUUCUUUGUGUGACGUUUUCGCUCGCGGCAAAAUCAUCUCAGAGAAUUGCAAUUGAUGGGAUCAUGUUUGAGAGGCUGCGUCUUGGCCGUACUUGUCGCCUCAGCGUCUCAUUGUUUAGAGAAGCGACUGUCCCUACUGGGCUCAACAUCUGGGUGGCACGGAAACAUCUGGGUGCUCUCUGCCUCACUUCCGUUUCCCUCUUCUUAUUGAGAUAAAUGGAAGACAACAGACGAAAAACCAAGCACGACUGUGUGGAAGAGUCCGUGGGACUGAGCUCCAACCGUGUUGAAUCUUAGAUCUGAGGUACUCGAAGUAAGUACUGUAGUUUCAUUCAAGACUGUGCGUCACUAUAUUGUUUACAACUUCAUCUCAGACGACAGUUCCGUUCUACCCACACGUGUGAGACGUCUCCUGUCCGUUGUUGAUUUUUCUGGACCAGAUAUACAAAAGCUAAACAAGUUGGAAAGAUUUCUUGAAUGUAGCCAUUAGCAUGACAAUCCUGUUGAGCUACGUGCAGGAUGAUCUGUGGAUGAAGGACAUGCGCACAAAACCCGACAAAAAGUGUCAAUAUUUGUUGGGUUUUUUUUGUAUUUUUGAGGUGAAAUUUGUUAAUGUUCAACUGUAUGUUUUCCUUUGUGUUGUGUCUGUAAACGUGUUUCCUGCAGCAUGUGCCUCUAAAUCCUGACUUGAAAGAGGACUGAGCUCCAACCAUGUUGAGUCUUAGAUCUGAGGCACUCGUAAAAAGCAGUUUCACCCAAGACCGUGCGUCAUGAUGUUGUUUACAACUUUGUCUCAGACGACAAUUCCGCUCUACACACACGUGUGAGACGUCUCCCGUCCCUUAUUGAUUUGUCUGCACCACGUAUUCCACACCCCAUCGUACUCCUCUCUUUAAUGUCACUGGUUCCCAUGGCAACUUCUUCUCACAGACGCUGCGCCUCCUAGUCUUCGGUGUCGUCUGCCAGGUCGGGGGUAGUAUUAAUGAUUUGUAUCUCCAGCAACACCAGCGCUGCCUCAUCGAUUAACACUCAUCGGGGUGCGGUGCGUAACAGCACUGUGUGUUCGCAGCGUGCGUCCUGACCCUUCCUGUCCAUCAUAUAGAAUCAAUGGCAGCUGUGAUGUGCUCACAAUCGAGCCGUGUUCACGGCAGCAUUCCUUCAGGUGCUCUUCACUCCUGCUCUUGAGAUGGUUCCGUGACUGCACUUUGGUCUCUGACACAGAAGACAUUCAUGGUCGCUGGGAUUUUGACCCCCAUGUUGAGCUUUUCCCAGCACAUGGGGAGUUUUUGGCGCAUUUGUUGGGACUGUACAAUGCUUUUAUCCCCUCCCAGCCCCCUACAAUAACAUACCUGUCAACCUCUGCUGAUAAAGCGGUGCGAUUCCCCUUAUACAUUGAAAAGAA